This is a messenger RNA of Diuraphis noxia (Russian wheat aphid), 745 nucleotides long. RefSeq lists its product as uncharacterized. Gene Ontology annotation, biological process: sensory perception of taste. Lineage: Eukaryota; Metazoa; Arthropoda; Insecta; Hemiptera; Aphididae. The record is from RefSeq and is a predicted model, not a curated record. Gene Ontology annotation, cellular component: membrane.
UCGCUAUACGUCGCGUCUAAGUAUAAUAUAAAUAUAUGCUUCACGUAUUUUAUGAAUUGGUGUGCCGCGAAAAUUUUGUAGGAGAAAAAGUGUGCUAUGUUGUUAAAAAGGUUGAAAACCACUGGUCUACAUCACCAAAUUAAAGGUCAAUUUAUAUGUUGUGAACACUUGCAAAUGCGUCAUAUUUUAUGAAUACAUAUUUCUAAUAUUAUACAUAAAGUGGAUUGCCUACAUGAUAAAUGAACAAAUAUCGGAAAGAAGAACAUGUUUAAGCACAUUCAGAGACAUGUAUUUGGAAGUUAUGGAAUGCUUAAAUGAAUUAAACACAUCAAUAUUUGGUUUUCCUGUUAUAAUUGCUUGUAUAGCAUCAAAUGUCGCUGAAAUCAUCAAUGCGGUAUACAGAAAUAUAUUAUUUGCUAGAGACUAUGAGCAAGGUCCUCAACCGGCAUUUGCUUUUAUACGGAUUUUAAUAAAAACAAUCAAUAUUCUUACAUUAUACAUAAUUGGGCACUCAACGGAAAAAGAGAUAAAUCGAAUGAGUCUUGUCUUAUAUCAACGAUCCUUAACAGAAACAAAUCAGAGAAUUAAACGCCAGAUCAAGUUUUUCUUACUGCGAAGAUUGCAUGAACACUACAAAUUUAAACUUUACGGAAUAUGUCAUAUUAAUCUGAGGCAACUACUUAUUUUAACGAACAAAGCAAUUGGUUAUUUAUUAAUCCAAAUUCUGUUCCAAUUGAAUAAAUAA